Molecule: messenger RNA, 4291 nt
Organism: Melospiza georgiana
Lineage: Eukaryota; Metazoa; Chordata; Aves; Passeriformes; Passerellidae
Gene: FGFR2
Product: fibroblast growth factor receptor 2
Exons: 18
Coding region: 168-2690 (840 amino acids)
Biological process (GO): fibroblast growth factor receptor signaling pathway; positive regulation of cell population proliferation; protein phosphorylation
Cellular component (GO): signaling receptor complex; membrane
Molecular function (GO): fibroblast growth factor receptor activity; fibroblast growth factor binding; ATP binding
Source: RefSeq, a predicted model, not a curated record
UUGGCUUUGCUGCUGCCCUGUGGGUGAAGAAUCCCUUCUUUCUGCCGGCAGAUGUUGAGGUGCAGGAGGCAACAAAAGUCUUCAGCAGCAGCCGUCGUUCCAAGGGAGGAGGCAUUACCCUGGCCGAAGGCACAGCUUUCUCUCCAUGCUUCUCUAGAGGUGCUCAGAUGGGAUUAAAGUCCACAUGGAGAUAUGGAAAUGGACCAGGAAUUUACUCUAAAAAGAUGGUCAGCUGGGAUUCGGGUUGCCUUAUCUGCCUGGUGGUGGUCACCAUGGCUGGACUUUCCCUGGCUCGACCUUCAUUUAAUUUAGUUGUUGAAGACACCACGGUGGAACCCGAAGAGCCGCCAACCAAAUACCAAAUCUCUCAGCCAGAUGUUUACUCAGCACUUCCAGGAGAGACGCUUGAGUUGCGCUGUCAAUUGCGAGACGCCGUCAUGAUCAGUUGGACUAAGGAUGGGCUCCCUUUGGGGCCCGACAAUAGGACAGUGAUUAUUGGGGAGUACUUACAAAUUAAGGAUGCCACAGCCAGAGAUUCGGGCCUCUAUGCUUGCACUGCUGUUAGGACCCUAGACAGUGAUACUCUGUACUUCAUUGUAAAUGUUACAGAUGCUCUUUCCUCUGGGGAUGAUGAAGAUGACAAUGAUGGGUCCGAGGACUUUGUGAAUGACAGCAACCAGAUGAGGGCGCCCUACUGGACACACACGGACAAGAUGGAGAAGAGGCUCCACGCCGUGCCGGCCGCCAACACCGUCAAGUUCCGCUGCCCUGCCAUGGGCAACCCGACGCCCACCAUGCGCUGGCUGAAGAAUGGGAAGGAGUUCAAGCAGGAGCAUCGCAUUGGCGGCUACAAGGUCCGUAACCAGCACUGGAGCCUCAUCAUGGAGAGCGUGGUGCCGUCGGACAAAGGGAACUACACGUGCAUAGUGGAGAACCAGUACGGCUCCAUCAACCACACCUACCACCUGGACGUGGUUGAGCGCUCCCCGCACCGGCCCAUCCUGCAGGCGGGGCUCCCCGCCAACGCCUCCGCCGUGGUCGGCGGGGAUGUGGAGUUUGUCUGCAAGGUCUACAGCGAUGCCCAGCCCCACAUCCAGUGGAUAAAGCACGUGGAGAAGAACGGCAGUAAAUACGGGCCAGAUGGGCUCCCUUAUCUCCAGGUUUUAAAGGCUGCCGGUGUUAACACCACGGACAAAGAGAUUGAGGUUCUCUAUAUACGGAAUGUAACUUUUGAGGAUGCUGGGGAGUAUACAUGCUUGGCGGGUAAUUCUAUUGGGAUAUCCUUUCACACUGCAUGGUUGACAGUUCUGCCAGCUCCUGAGAAAGAAAAGGAAUACCCAACCUCUCCAGACUACCUGGAAAUAGCAAUUUACUGCAUAGGGGUGUUCCUGAUAGCCUGCAUGGUGCUGACAGUGAUCAUGUGCCGCAUGAAGAACACCACCAAGAAGCCCGACUUCAGCAGCCAGCCCGCCGUGCACAAGCUCACAAAGAGAAUCCCCCUGCGCAGACAGGUGUCGGCCGACUCGAGCUCCUCCAUGAACUCCAACACGCCCCUGGUGAGGAUCACCACCCGCCUCUCCUCCACUGCUGAUGCCCCCAUGCUGGCUGGAGUCUCGGAGUAUGAGCUGCCAGAAGACCCAAAGUGGGAGUUCCCGAGGGAUAAGCUGACGCUGGGCAAGCCCUUGGGAGAAGGUUGCUUUGGCCAAGUGGUCAUGGCCGAGGCGGUGGGGAUUGACAAAGACAGGCCAAAAGAAGCAGUGACCGUGGCAGUGAAGAUGUUGAAAGAUGAUGCCACAGAAAAAGACCUGUCUGACCUGGUGUCAGAGAUGGAGAUGAUGAAAAUGAUUGGGAAGCAUAAAAAUAUCAUCAAUCUUCUUGGAGCCUGUACCCAGGAUGGUCCUCUGUACGUGAUAGUGGAAUAUGCCUCCAAGGGGAACCUGCGGGAGUACCUGCGAGCGCGCCGCCCGCCCGGCAUGGAGUACUCCUUCGACAUCAACAGGGUGCCCGAGGAGCAGAUGACAUUCAAGGACCUGGUGUCCUGCACCUACCAGCUGGCACGAGGCAUGGAGUACCUGGCUUCCCAAAAAUGCAUCCAUCGAGACUUGGCCGCAAGAAAUGUUUUGGUAACGGAAAACAAUGUCAUGAAAAUUGCAGACUUUGGUUUAGCCAGAGACAUCAACAAUAUAGAUUAUUAUAAAAAGACUACUAAUGGACGGCUUCCAGUAAAGUGGAUGGCUCCAGAAGCUCUGUUUGACAGAGUUUACACACAUCAAAGUGAUGUUUGGUCAUUUGGUGUGUUAAUGUGGGAGAUCUUCACCUUAGGAGGGUCACCCUACCCAGGAAUCCCCGUGGAGGAACUUUUUAAGCUGCUUAAAGAGGGGCACCGGAUGGACAAACCUGCCAACUGCACCAACGAGCUCUAUAUGAUGAUGAGAGAUUGCUGGCAUGCUGUGCCUUCUCACAGACCCACUUUCAAACAGUUGGUGGAGGACUUGGAUCGGAUCCUCACUCUCACAACUAAUGAGGAGUAUCUGGACCUCAGUGGGCCUCUGGAACAGUAUUCCCCCAGCUACCCCGACACGAGGAGCUCGUGUUCCUCGGGGGACGACUCGGUGUUCUCGCCCGACCCGAUGCCUUACGAACCUUGUCUCCCCAAGUACCAGCACAUGAACGGGAGCGUGAAAACAUGAAAGGAGGAGCAAAGAGGCGAGGACAUCAAAGCUACCUACCGUGUGCAAAGCUAAAGCUUUCCUCCAGGACCUUCACGUUUCUGCUUGUACAUAGGAAAUGCAGCAGAAAAAAAAAAAAAAGAGAGAGAGAGAAGAAAAAAGGAAAAAAAAAAAUAAUUUGGAGGAAAGCGGUCGGAACCUACAUAAAGAUUCUCAUCACUUGCGGCUUUCAGAUGUUCCCAAGAAAGAAGAAUGUUUAUGAGCUGUGUCGAGAUACCCAUUGCUAUCAAUUUUCUGGCUUCCUGUGAGCUGCAACAGACUUUGUUUGUACAAUGGACCAGUCGGACUUGAGGCAAACUGUGGGUCUGCCUUUCUUGUUUAUUUUGUAAUAUUUGGAGAAAAUAUAUGUUGGCACACACUUACAGAGCACAAAUGCAGUAUAUAGGUGCUGGAUGUAUGUAAAUAUAUUCAAAAAUAUGUAUAAAUAUAUAUUAUAUAUAUUUACAAUGAAUUAUUUUUUGUAUUGAUUUAAAAAAUGGAUGUCCCAAUCCACUUAGCAAAUUAGUCUCUUUUUUAACAGCUAUUUGCUAAAUGCUGUUCUUACACAGAAUUUCUUAAUUUUCACCAUCCAAAGGUGGAAAAUACUUUGCUUUCAGGGAAAAUGGUAUAUCAUUAAUUUAUUAACUAAUUGGUAAUGUACAAAACAGUUAAUCGUUUAUAGGGUUGUUGUGUUUUUGUAAUUUAAAUGGCAUUUCUAUGCAGGCAGCACAGAGGACUAGUAGAUAUAUUGCUCAGACUUUACUAGUUUUCAGAUCUUUAAGAAAAGAAAUAUUUACAGUAUAUAACUAAUUUGGGGAAAUUAAACUUUUGAUUUAUUUGUGUUUAAAAACUGCAAUGUCAGAUGAUUAUUCUUAUCACAACCAAAUCCUUUAACAAGAAAGUAUUUUUCCUUUAAGGUCCAAAAAGCAGAGUCGUUCCACUCCCCCCCCAAAAAAAAGAAAGAAAAUAAAGGACAUUUUGAAGAAGGUUCUUAAAGUUAGGAGAGACAUGAAUUGAUCUAUAACCACAGCAGAACAGACUGCUCUAAAAGGAGCUGAGCUUCUACCCUGAGUUGCACAUGCAUCAAAUUAUCCACAAUUCUCUUGCCUCUGUUGCAUAAUAGGUUCCAGACCUUUUGGCCUGGAUCUUUUGCCUUUAUCCCUCUAUUGUAACUUAAGUUAAAAAGAGAGAAGUUGUUUAUAAUGACAGCUUGCCAUAGGAAUAUCAGCAUCUUUUUAGGGGAUUAAUUCAUGCUGACUCCAGUAUUUCCUUCUGAACCAUUCCAUAACAGUAGGUGUAGCACUGGCCUCUGCUAGAAUAUCACUGUUGUUUGCAUCUUUUUUACAGAAUCUUGUAUUUUUACUUUCAGAACAUUCACUUUGAUAUGGCCAUGGAAUAUGAAUGCAAAUUUCACUGUUUAAUGUGGUGGUGUGUUUGUUUUGGUUUUGGUUUUUUUUUAAAUAAUUUUUAAUUGGGUAAAAUAAGUAUUAAAAUCUGUUAACUUUUGUACUGACAAUAAAAUGUUUCUACAGAUAUUAAUGUUAAAAUUACAAAAUAAAUGUCAUGCAGCUUAUUUUUCCUAA